Phytophthora nicotianae INRA-310 is the source of this 201-nucleotide messenger RNA. RefSeq lists its product as hypothetical. The coding region runs from base 1 to 201 and encodes 66 amino acids. The record is from RefSeq and is a predicted model, not a curated record. NCBI's taxonomy places the organism in Eukaryota, Oomycota, Peronosporomycetes, Peronosporales, Peronosporaceae. The transcript is spliced from 2 exons.
AUGAUGCACUCAUCGAACUCAACUUCGGCCGCGGCUCGGGUGCGAUCACGAGCUCAAUCAAAAAUUUUACACGAGAACAAGAAGAUUAUUCGGCGAAUCCUCAAUGCUCGGACAACAGUCGAUCGCGCUGCGUUGGAACGUCAUGAAGAGAAGCAUUUCAAACUGCGCACCAUCAUGUCGCGCCAUCGCAAUUCGCGUUGA